Fonsecaea nubica is the source of this 1566-nucleotide messenger RNA. RefSeq lists its product as hypothetical. Gene Ontology annotation, molecular function: oxidoreductase activity; copper ion binding. The transcript is spliced from 3 exons. NCBI's taxonomy places the organism in Eukaryota, Fungi, Ascomycota, Eurotiomycetes, Chaetothyriales, Herpotrichiellaceae. The record is from RefSeq and is a predicted model, not a curated record. The coding region runs from base 1 to 1566 and encodes 521 amino acids.
AUGCAGCUCGUCGAGCGCUUUUGGGCGGUGAUCAUAUCGAUUAUCAAUAUCGUAACAUUAUCACUAUUGCAAGAUGGCACUGUCAAUCAAAAUCCUCUGGAAAUCGAUCUGCCACUCGCUAGACCUUCGUCGGUCAUAACGGAUUUCAAGACUCAAGCCGGACCUAUCUUUCGGCCACCUGGAACUCCAGAGGGCUUUGAUUUCACCUGCGACUAUUCCGCGAUGGUGGGUUGGGAAUCCUGCUCAAACCCCUGGGAUCGAAAAUGCUGGCUUCGGAGAGUUUCAGAUGGAUCGCAAUAUGAUAUCUUCACAGACUAUGAGACAGAUAUGCCCAUCGAAACUACUCGAUACUACGAGCUAGAUCUAGUGGACAGCUCCUGGGAUGCCGACGGUAUCAACUUUCCAUAUGCCAAGCUCUUCAACGAUGUAUAUCCUGGGCUAUGGAUUGAAGCUUGCUGGGGAGAUCGGGUCAUCAUCAAUGUGACUAACAGCCUCAAGUCAUAUGGAACUUCAGUCCGUUGGCAUGGCAUCCGACAAAACCAGACCAUGCACAUAGACGGGGUCAAUGGCCUCAGGCAAUGCCCCAUCGCCCCGGGAGACUACUUUGUCUACAAUUUCACCGCCACCCAAUAUGGAAGUUCCUGGUAUCAUAGCCACUAUUCUGUGCAAUAUGCAGACGGAGCAGCCGGUCCAAUAACAUUGCACGGGCCAAGUUCCGCCCGCUCCGAUGAGGCCAUUAGUCCGCCAUUUAUUCUGACUGACUGGGGACACAAGACAGCAUUUGAUGCUGUCAUUACUGGGAAUCUAGACAAUUUUGACAUGCUACUCAAUGGCCAAGGCGAUGUGAAAACCUUCAACAACUCAGCAGUGUAUGACACCAAGCCAAAAGGUCCGUACAGCAUCACCUUUGACCGGCCAGUGAUAACGCUUCCAAACAAGAGGUACCUGCUUCGGAUCAUCAACACGUCGUUCACAACCACAUUUAUCUUGAGCAUCGAUAACCACAGGCUACAAGUUGUCAGUGCUGACUUUGUGCCGAUAUCCCCUUAUACCACGACCUCCGUCUUGGUCGGGAUUGGACAACGUUACAAUGUCAUCGUGGAGGCUGCUCCAGAAUUGGACCCCCUCAACCCGAUUCCCUUGCCCACAGAUGGGAACUACUGGAUCCGCACCAACAUCAGCACUUGCUUGAGCGACUCGUCGCCCGGCGAUCCGGGUUAUGACCGCACGGGGAUCCUGCGCUAUAACAGCUCAAGCCAGGCCAAACCUACCAGCCAGCAGUGGGUCGGGAUCCCGACCGCCUGCCUAGACGAAGACUAUAGCAAUUUGCAUCCCAUGGUGCCGUGGAUUGUUGGGAACCCCAGUAAUGGACCUAUAUCAGGGGAGGACUUCGAUGUGGGCACCAAAGGCGCGAAUUUCAAGACGGCAUUCUGGACUCUUGGGUCAGAAAGUGACUCGAUUCAAGUGGAUUACGAUAACAUCACCUUCUUCAAUCUCGACAACCACCAGGGCUUCAAUAACUCGUGGAGAGUCGUCUCUGAAGAUUAUAGGGGCGCCUGUAAGUGA